This is a messenger RNA of Drosophila eugracilis, 4893 nucleotides long. It is a transcript of the gene wde, whose product is annotated as myb-like protein X. NCBI's taxonomy places the organism in Eukaryota, Metazoa, Arthropoda, Insecta, Diptera, Drosophilidae. Gene Ontology annotation, cellular component: nucleus; transcription regulator complex. The record is from RefSeq and is a predicted model, not a curated record. Gene Ontology annotation, molecular function: transcription coregulator activity; protein binding. Gene Ontology annotation, biological process: regulation of DNA-templated transcription. The coding region runs from base 260 to 4546 and encodes 1428 amino acids. The transcript is spliced from 5 exons.
UGUUGUUUGCCGAUUUUAGUCUGUGCUUCAUUCUUCAUCGUUUAAGGGCAUCGGGUGCGGAUUUGCGUGCAAAUUGUAAACAAAUCACCGAAAAACUGUUAAAUUCAUUCAAACAAUUGUCAAGUGAUAGUUGCACCCGUGGGUUAUGUGAUAUUCAAAUAAUUUUCGUGAAUACAUUAGUUAAUAAACGUGUAAGUCAGAUCGUUCGAAGCGGAUCAAUGUUUUCGGAAUUGUUUGGUAAUCUAAAAGAAAAAUAAAAAUGAUGGAUGUAAGCCAAAAUAUGGAACUGAAGGAACUGUCCGCAGAGAGCGCUUUAAUGCGAAAUCUAUCCUCCGAUCUCGGCAGUGAAGUUGAAACACUCUCCACCCCAGCAAUUGAAACGUCCGGGGAUGAUGAGGUCCUAUGUGAGUUCACCAAUGGCGUUGAUUCCUCCGAUAACAAGGUUAUCAAAGAUAUUGACAAGAAGUUAAAAGGAUCGGAACAGGAACGCAAUGCAGGCAGCGAUUUGGACGCGCUGUUGGACAAGAUAAGCUCUAUAGUGGACUGUAGUCCUAAAAAUUCCGAUGAUAUGGAGACACUCGAUAAUAACAAAGAUUGCGACUCUGCGUCCAUAGAGGAAAAAACAGCUGCUGAGAAACAGAGCGAGGAAAGAGAAAGAGAAGUAGAAGAAGAGGAAGGAGAGAUAUUGGAAUCUGUAGAAAACGAAGAGCGCAUGGAGCAAGAUUCCGAGCUGAAGACUGAGGAGAAAUCUAGUGCAGAAGAGAUUGAGGAGACCGAAGACAUCGAUGAAACCACUCCAACCAAAGAAUCAAAAGAUAAUCUCGAUGUUUUGGCUGGACCAAAUGAAGACAAAAUAGAAGAAGUAACAGAUGCAAAUGAGACAUCGGAGGAAAAAGAUGAAGCCAAGGCGCAAGCUGACGAUAUCAAAGAAAAGGUCCGGGCAAAGCGAGUCGCAUCCACGGAUGAUGUGUUUAUGGAUGCCCUAGACAGCAUUUCCAGUUCAGAUGAGCUCGAUGCUCCCGCUGUUCAGGAUGAAAAGAAGGCAAAGCAUAGCAAAGAGCUGAGCACCGAGGAUAAACAAGCUGCCAACGAUCUGGAAGACAUUUCAUCCGAUGAUGAUGAUGGUAUCCUCAAGGAUAAAAAAGUUGAUGAAGUCGACAAAUCCGAACAACAUAAGCUGGACAUCAUAGACCUAGACUCGUCAAACGAGUGUCAGGAUUGCGAAACUCCGAUGACUGUCGAGAAAGCGGUUGCUAAAUCAGAAGAUAUUGAAAAAGUAACAAAGAAUAAAGGUUCACCAGAGAAUACGGACGGUUUAGAAGAAAAUAUUUCAGAAGAACCCGAUGUCCAAGAAGAGAAAGAAGAAGAAAAGUUUAAAGAAGCUAAUAAAGCUGAAGAAAAAGAGAAGCUUGAAGGUAUAGAAUCUAUUUCAAUUGAGGAGCCUGAAGAGAUCAAGGAAAUAGAAAGUACGGAAGAAGACAAGAAAACAAAUAACACAAAAACUGAAUGUUCCGAAGAGGCCAAUAAAUUAGUUGACCUGCAUGAGGUUCAAGAAAUUGAAGAGUCUGAGGAGACUAAAAAGGAUAAGGUAGAGCUAGAAGAAAGCAAGCUACCAAAAAUCACUAAGGUAACGGAAGGGUCGGAGGAAGUGAACACAACAAAAAAGCCAGAAGAGACCAAGGAAAGAGAACAGUUUGAAGUGAAGAAGAAAAGAGAAAAGUCAGAAAAGGCUGAGUCCACAGCAGAGCCGGAUGAGCCUUUUGUAGUCGAAGAAGAAACAAAAGACCCCAAAACGGCAGACCAAUUGGAGGCGGAGCCUCCAACUAAAUCUCAGGAAAUGAACGACAACACGACAGAUGAGGAGGCGGCCAAGGAUACCCUUGAAAUUGAUGAAAAAACGCCGGCUAAGAAUAAACCUAUGAUUGUAUCGGAAAACGAUAAGGAACCUAAGCUAAAUGGUGUAUGUGAAAAGUCAACCGAAAAGGAUUUUGCUGGGGAGAAGCAUCUUGUUGAAAAGGAAGCCAAAGAUACGGAUUCGGAUGACGAAGUUAUCUUCUUUGAGCCCAUAGAUAAAACCAACCCGGUUGAAACUGCCGCUCAAUCAACGAGUGAAAAACCUGAGAAACCUCAAACUCAGCCAACCAGUGAAAAGCCCGAGAAACCUCAAGAUAAAGAUGACGAAGUUGUCCUUGUCUCCGAGGAUGAGGAUGAAGAGCCACAGGUUAAGCCACCUGAAAAAGAAAUGCUCAAAAGUCCAGAUAAGGAAACGACUACCGUGGGACUUUCCAGCACUUCCACGGAGGUUAAAGACCUUCAUACGGACAAUUCCGACAAUGCAUGCGAUCAGUUUGAGAAACUGAAGACCAACGAUAAGGUUAAGUCCACUGGCACAGAUGAUGGAAACAGUAACUCAAGUAAUCUGUUGCGCCCCGCCGAGGAUUUGGAGGUUUCGGCACCGAAACGGAUACGUUUGAGUGUCGAAGAGAAAAUUGAUUCCGCACUUGAAAACCAAAAACCUUCUAGCGGAGAUGAAUGCAAGAAGGACAUUAAACGAAGCCAUGAACUUCUGGACAACAGUCCCGAUCGGGAGGAGGUGACACCUAACAAGAAACCUAAGACUGAUGAUUCCGACUCGAAUAGCUCUAACGAUGGCACUCUACAAAUUGAUAUGGAUCGUCAAGAAGACGAAGUCCAAACUAAGAAAGAUGCUCUGAAAACAGAAGAUGAAAAUAAACCAAAAAUUGAGCUUAAGCCCAAGCCGGAAAUUAAAACCGAUGUUAAGCCAAUACGCUUGGAGUUCUUCAAGACUUUCCGCAGUACCUUCGACAAAAUGUCCCGCGACGACCUGGAGGAGCUCGUUCUACAGAAGGUAGUCGAGGCAAUGUUGGUUAAAAGUGAUUUCGCGGAUAUUCGGAUGCAGCUUGACAAAUGCGAAAACACUCUAACCACGUAUCGACGGAAGAUUGCCGAGGUGACCAAGCAGUUCCAGGAUUUGGAGACGGUUCAUAAGCGGGUGCUGAAGGAUUUGGAGUCAAAGAACUCGCACUUCAUAGCUCCUGUGCGGAUAACGCGAGCAGUUGGUCUUCAAGUGGGCAUUCCGUUUAAGGCCAUGAAGCCUACUGUCGCCGCUCCGGAUCAGCCACAUGCUGCAGGCAGCGUGUUGACGCCCCCCACUGGAACGCCUCCUAAGGCCAGCACCUCACCGAUGCGAUCACCAAUGCGAGCCAGACCACCACCUCCUGCCUUCGGAUCCUCUUCAACCGGCUUAAACACGGUCACCAGUGUACCUCCAAGUCCUAAUUACCAACAGCAGCAAUCACGUUCCUCCGCCAAUUCAUUGCAAACUACGGCAGCGGUAGCCACUGCCCAGCCUCCUGUGCGCCGGGGUUGCCUCCAGAAGGUAACACCGCAGCGUCCAGGGCCUGGUAAUAUCUUGCCCGUUUCACAGGCUAACACUCAGCCCAACGUUCACCGUCUACAAAGUUCACCGCCUGUAGGUCAGAGAACCACGCACGCCUCAAAGCAUACUGGAUCCACUGCCUCCCUGACGGCCUCUACGCCCAAUGCAACCGCAAAAGCAGCCAUGCGUAGCCGAAACUCUACCCCCGCUUACGUACAACAACAACCACAGCAGCCAACUCCGCCACAGUACCAAACAUCUCGUUCAGGUCCUGGCGCCACCCCAGGUCCAAGUUCCUCCAAGGCGCCAAAGUGCACUACGAAAGUCCGCGCCCAGCAGCCACCGCUUUCGGGAGCAACGGUAUCGGUGCCUAUGGCAUCUGCUGUUGGUAGCGGAGCGGGAUCUGGCGCCUAUGCCCAGCAGCAGCAGCCCAGCCUUGCACCGGCCAAGCCAAAGGAAAAGGCUGUCAUCGACUUGACGGACGAGGAUGACGCAGCGGCAGCAGCCGCAGCAAAGGCUAUUCAGGCACAAAUCGAGGCAAACGCUCGUCUGCGCCAGGCAUCCAAUGCGGCCAUCAAGCGGAAUGCCCAGGUGGCGGCAAGUUCAAGAGGUGGUCGUGGAGGUGGAAGUGUGGUGCGAGCGUCUCCAAUGCAAUUGGGACGUGUAAGUGCCCGACAGAUAGUGCAGAAUAAUGGAGCAGGUCAACGUUCCACGGGCUCAAACAUAACAAUGCAGAUACGCUCGGAGAAUACACCGCCAGCUUCCUCGCGCUUGAGAUAUUCACAUCCUGCACCACUGCCCUCGUCGCCUGCCCAGCCCUUCAAUCCCGCCUGGAAAAUGCCUCCCUCGCGUCCCGUUAUCCGGAUAAAUCUGCUGGAUACGGGAAUCGUUAUCUCGUGGACUCUUGAGGAUACGAGCCCAAAGUUUGCGGAGUGUGUAACUUACCAGAUUUACGCUUACCAAGAAACGAUUCACGAGCCAAGUACGGACAGCUGGCGGCAUGUGGGCGAUGUCAAUGCAAUGCUGCUGCCCAUGGCCGUAACCCUGAAUCAGUUCCAGGAGAACCAACGAUAUUACUUUGCGGUGCGCGGUGUAGAUAACCACCAGAGAUUCGGCCCGUUCAGCGCCCCCAAGACCUGGUCGUAAACGGAUUGCGUUAGUCAUGGGCCAUGUCUCUUUCUUAUAUGUAGACAGUAGCUUUAGUAACGCUCACUUGUAAUUUAUUUGUGUCCGCAUUUCAAGCGUUGAUACUUUGUUUCUCGAAAUUAGUCUGAAUUAUGAGUUUAGUUCUAAGUUUUACGGAGAUUUUUAAGGGAAUUCUGAGAAUAAAAAUGUAUUACGCCGAGCAGCCAAUCUUCAGCAGCUAAAAGUCAGGCAGUAACGAAAAAAAACAAAAUAAUAUUUAUUUCACAUUAGGUUAUCCAUAAUAAUUAAGUUCAGAACUUACACGAAGUAAUAUAAAAUAUUGAAUAAAUAUCGAAUGAAACUUUUUA